AAUGUGGAUGAAUAGAAAAACAAAAUUUGAAUGAGACAGAGAAUUCUAAUCAACAUAUGUGGGCGCAGUCCAGCUAAUUUCCUACCGGACAAUGCUAUCUCUCUCUCGUUACUUGUUUGCCUCUCUCUCUCACCUCCAAUGUCUCCCCAAACUCUCUCCUUCCUGUUUUUCAGCACCUUCAUCUUCUUCUACUCAAUUUCUGCCAUCGAUUUCACAUUCAACAACUUCAACUCGUCCACACUCCUCACCUUCGGCAACGCCUCAAUCCAAUCGUCAAUCCUCACUCUCACCAACGACACCGCCUACUCUAUAGGCCGAGCUCUGUACCCACAACCAAUACCCACUAGACCCCCAAACUCAUCUCAUCUCCUUCCCUUCUCAACCUCCUUCAUUUUCUCAAUCUCUCCAUACCCUCACCUCCUUCCCGGCCAUGGCUUCGCCUUCAUUUUCGUACCCAGAACUGGAAUCCAAGGCACCAGCUCAGCUGGGAAUCUGGGUCUCCUCAAUUUCACCAAUGAUGGCCACCCAGAUAACCAUUUGUUCGCAGUCAAGUUCGACGUCUUCAAGAACCAGGAAUUCAAUGAUCUUAGUGACAACCAUGUUGGGGUCAACGUGAAUUCUCUAUCUUCUAUGGCGGCUCAUGAAGCUGGAUUCUGGGUUGGGGAUGAUGAUGAUGGUAGUUCAGAGUUUCAGAUGUUGAAGCUUAACAAUGGUGAGAACUAUCAAGCGUGGAUUGAUUAUUUUGAUUCGCAUAUUAACGUUACUAUGGCUCGGGCGGGCAUGAUAAAGCCUAAAAGGCCUUUGGUUAACGUUUCUAUUGAUCUUUCUGAUGUUUUCUUGGAUCAAAUGUAUGUUGGGUUUUGUGCUGCCACUGGGCAAUUGGUUGAACGUCAUAUGAUUUUGUCAUGGAGCUUUAGCAAUUCCAAUUUCUCGAUUGGUGACGCUUUGAUUACAAACAAUUUGCCAUCGUUUGUUCUUUCCAAUGGUUCGGUUUUUCGUUCCAAAGGGUUCAUUGUUGGGGUUAGUGUGGGUGGUGUGUUUCUUAUUGGAUGUGCAGCUGUGGUGUAUGUGGUUUUGCUUAAGAGAAAGAAUAGGAAAGGGAGUGUGAAAUUGGAAGAUUGGGAGUUGGAAUAUUGGCCUCAUCGGAUGGAUUAUCAAGAGAUUUACACAGCAACUAAUAGGUUUUCAGAAAAAAAUGUAAUUGGGUGUGGUGGGAAUGGGAAGGUCUAUAAAGGGGUAUUGGUAGGAGGAGUUGAGGUGGCCAUAAAGCGCAUUUCACUCAAAAGUGAGCAUGGGAUGAGAGAAUUCUUGUCUGAGGUUUCCAGUUUAGGCAGGUUGAAGCAGAGAAACUUGGUGGGAUUGAGGGGGUGGUGCAAGAGUGAGAAAAGAAGUCUAAUUUUGGUGUAUGAUUAUAUGGAAAAUGGGAGUUUGGACAAGUGGCUUAUUGGGUGUGAAGAUAGUAUGGUGCUGAGUUGGGAAGCGAGGAUUAAGGUCCUUAAAGAUGUGGCUUCUGGGGUCUUGUAUUUGCAUGAGGGAUGGGAAAGCAGGGUGUUGCACAGAGAUAUCAAGGCAAGCAAUGUGUUGCUUGACAAGGAUAUGAAUGCUAGGUUGGGGGAUUUUGGAUUGGCCCGAUUGCACAAUCAUGGAGAAUUGUCUAUCAUGACACAAGUGGUUGGCACUGUGGGGUACAUGGCUCCAGAAGUUGUUCGAACAGGGCGUGCCUCAGCUCAAACCGAUGUGUUUGGUUUUGGGGUCUUGGUUCUAGAGGUGGUGUGUGGACGAGCUCCCAUCCAAGAAGGGAAGCCGGGGUUGAUUGACUUGGUGUCGGGGCUGAUGGAGAGGGGGGAAUUGAUUAGUGCUCUGGAUGAGCGGCUAAAGGCCAAGGGUAGAUAUAGUGAAGAGGAAGUUGAGAGGGUGCUCCAUUUGGGAUUGUUAUGUGCAUAUCCAGAUCCUAGUAUUCGGCCUACGAUGAGGCAAAUAUUGAAGGCGUUGGAGGGAACAAAUGAUGGGACUGAGUCUGAGGGUGAAGCAAUGGAUGCAACUUUGCUUGAUAGAACAAGCACAACAGCAAUGUGGUCUAAUUAUCAUCGGGGCAUUGGUGGAGGACACCCUACAUAUGAGGAAAUUAAGAAGGCUCAGUCUUCUACCAUGUCUCUCUCCGAAUCAGAUAUCAUCUCAGAGGGUCGAUAACAUUGUGUUAGUUGCAGUGUCGAUGAUUACAUUAGAUGGGAGGUUAAUGAAUUUUUAUGAGAAUGCACUCUGUUGAAUGGGCCUUUUGAUAGUGAUCCUGAUAACAAAAGUUUGAUAAUUCCCGUUGUUGGAUUGGAACGCUUGCAAAGAGCUACUUUUUGCAUUGCAGUGGGAUGAUUGUAUCAUGUUCAAUCUGCACCGGAACCCAGAUUUUUGAAUGAUUAUAGAAUGGAGUUCAUACGAUUUGCUAGGACUGAAGCUUAUUUGAAGACUACUAAACCUGAAAGAACUGUCAGCAUUGAAAAUCUACAAGCACAAAUUCUCUAACAGGAGGAGAAAUUUUGAGGAGUACCAGCAGGCCAUUCAAUAGUCUCUGCAUUAAUUAAUAAACAAUUGCCAGAGUUUAUAAGUCCUCACAUUGUGCUUGUCAUGAAUUGGAGUAUUGGAUCAUUAGGCUGGUUUAUUAGAUCCCAAGUUUUCUUUCUUGAGAAGAUGUUUGUUUCUUGAGGAGGGUAGAAUUUGAAAGGUUGUCCCCAUUCUUUCAUUUUGAUGAUGCUUCAUUCUGUAAUCAUGUGUGGCCAAACAAGAUUCAUUACACUAGUUUAGAUGCACUAUAUUUUCACUUGUUAUAAGAACAGAUUAUUUUGUUUGUUAUUAUUUAAGACAUUUGAAUGCAAAUACAUUCUUAUGAA
This is a messenger RNA of Cornus florida, 2882 nucleotides long. Its product is annotated as probable L-type lectin-domain containing receptor kinase VII.2. Gene Ontology annotation, cellular component: plasma membrane. Gene Ontology annotation, biological process: protein phosphorylation. Lineage: Eukaryota; Viridiplantae; Streptophyta; Magnoliopsida; Cornales; Cornaceae. The transcript has a single exon. Gene Ontology annotation, molecular function: ATP binding; carbohydrate binding; protein kinase activity. The coding region runs from base 31 to 2190 and encodes 719 amino acids. The record is from RefSeq and is a predicted model, not a curated record.